CGCACAUUCACACAGCCGUUGAUGUGCCUGUUGACUAGACGUGUGUGUGUUUGUGUGUGUGUGAGUAUUAAGUAAGCAUGGCGGGCAGUAGGUUCUACAGUCUCUCCGCUAACCUGCUGUCAGGGGAGCCCUUCAGUUUCUCCUCUCUGAAAGGGAAGGUGGUCCUGAUUGAGAACGUGGCGUCCCUCUGAGGCACGACCGUCAGGGACUACACGCAGAUGAACGAGCUCCACUGCCGCUACUCCGCAGAGGGGCUCGUCAUCCUGGGAGUACCCUGUAAUCAGUUUGGCUAUCAGGAGAAUGGCGACAAAGACGAGAUCCUGAAUUCGCUGAAGUACGUGCGUCCCGGCUCAGGCUUUGAGCCCAAAAUCACCCUGCUGGAGAAAACGGACGUCAAUGGGCAGAACGCGCACCCCCUCUUCUGCUACCUGAGGGAGGUGCUGCCUGUGCCCCGCGACGACCGCGUCCCCCUCAUGACGGACCCCAAGUUCAUCGUCUGGAGCCCCGUGACGCGCUCCGACGUCUCCUGGAACUUCGAGAAGUUCCUGGUGGGCCGCGACGGAGAACCGUUCCGCCGCUACAGCCGCAGGUUCCUCACCAGCGACCUGGAGGCCGACAUCAAGCAGCUCCUGGCUAAGGCAACAUAGGUGGCUUACCCCAACCCCUCACCCUAAUAGACCGCUUACCCCAACCUCUCACCCUUACCGUAGCAACAUAGUCCGCUUAACCCUGACCAAGACAGCUUAGGCCGCUUACCCCAACCCCUUAUCCUAACAGACCGCUUACCCCAACCCCUCACCCUGGCCAAGGCAACAUAGGCCACUUACCCCAACCCCUCACCCUGGCCAAGGCAACAUAGGCCACUUACCCCAACCCCUCACCCUGGCCAAGGCAACAUAGGCCACUUACCCCAACCCCUCACCCUGGCCCAGGGCAGCAUAGGCCACUUACCCCAACCCCCCAUCCCACAUCCCUCAUUCAUUUACCCAAACUAACAUCAAGCAGCUCCAGACCCCACUCCUUGUACCCCAACCCAAACCUUGCUGUAGCUCUCACCCCACGAUCAAGCAGCUCCUGGCCAAGGAAACUUUUCUGGCUUUCACACUAGCCCAGGUAACAUAGACCCCACUCCUCUGCAACUCUCACCUAAGCCCUGUAUGUUCAAGGCAAAUAAUAUAGUCUGCCUACGGGAUAAUCCCCAAAAAAUGUGAUAAUUUUAUUAAAUAAAAUUCAAAAAUGAUAUGGAUGCAAGUACACAUUAUAUUGUGCAGUAAGAAGAACACAAGAAGCACCAGGUAAUUUGAAAUGUGCGGUAUGGGGCAGUAGCUUGUGAAUUCCUGGUGAAGCCGCCCUUCUCCGGCCACAGGCCCAAGCUGAGUUGACGGCUGGGGGCAGAUAGUGGGUGCCGAGCUCCCUGGAGGGAUUGAUAGCAUUGAAGAUGUGUACGUGUAACACUCAAGCUUGUCUGUGUGUGUGUGUGUGUGUGUGUGUAUGUGUGGGUGUGUGGGUGCAUGCAUGCGAGUGAGCGAGAGAGAGAGAGAGAGAGAGAGAGAGAGAGAGAGAGAGAGAGAGAGAGAGAGAGAGAGAGAGUGUGUGUGUGAGUGAGUGAGUGUGUGAGAGUGCGUGCGUGCGUGCGUGCAUGUGUAUUGAUAAACCUCCCUCCCUGACCAGACCACACCCAGCAGCCUUAUCUGUCUGUCAGCACAUUACAGUCUUAGCAGAAGUCCGGCCAGUUCUGCAGUCGUACCUACGUGUAGCUCACGCUACCCUUUGCAAUUUUUUUUUUACCUUUUAAACCUUUGUUUUUUUAACAUUCUACUCAAAAUUCCAGUGUAGUCCUGAUUGUUAACCUUACCCCACUGCUUUCCCUUAACACAUGGGUCUGUCAACCCAUUCGAGCAGCCCCUAGCAACUAGAAGGUGCCAGUCAGCAAUAAAUGCACCUGGUCUCCGUGGAGACUGUUGCCUGAGGCAGAGGGGUUCUUUUUACAGAAUGAUGGCGCACCUUGAAAUCCUUGUGAGAGGUGUGCUUGAUGCCACUCAAGUGUUGUAAGGACUAACCCCCUUUAACUGCUACAGGCCCAGGUCUGUGAGGACUAGGGUUGCAUUUUCUUUGAAUCACCUCAAAGUUGUUUUAAUAAAAAUGGCUACUUUUGUAGGACG
This is a messenger RNA of Engraulis encrasicolus (European anchovy), 2162 nucleotides long. Its product is annotated as glutathione peroxidase 1-like. NCBI's taxonomy places the organism in Eukaryota, Metazoa, Chordata, Actinopteri, Clupeiformes, Engraulidae. The transcript has 3 exons. Gene Ontology annotation, molecular function: glutathione peroxidase activity. Gene Ontology annotation, biological process: response to hydrogen peroxide; glutathione metabolic process; hydrogen peroxide catabolic process. Gene Ontology annotation, cellular component: cytosol; mitochondrion. The record is from RefSeq and is a predicted model, not a curated record.